Pyricularia pennisetigena is the source of this 1107-nucleotide messenger RNA. RefSeq lists its product as uncharacterized. The record is from RefSeq and is a predicted model, not a curated record. NCBI's taxonomy places the organism in Eukaryota, Fungi, Ascomycota, Sordariomycetes, Magnaporthales, Pyriculariaceae. The transcript is spliced from 2 exons. The coding region runs from base 1 to 1107 and encodes 368 amino acids.
AUGCUAGAGUCUCGCGUCGGCGGGCGACAGCGUCCCCUUGAGCCAGUGCAUCUGGCCCAACCGGGCCAGCACCAGUACCACCCGACCAUGUCGUCGCGCCGCUCUCCCAGUGUUAACACCUUCAAUUCGGCAAUUUCUUCCUCUUCAUCCACCAUGGCCCCGCCCGCCGCCUAUCGCACCUCACCCACGAUGGAUUUGCAUCGCACGGCCUCCAAUCGCUCUGGUGGCGCCGCCAGCAUCUCACAAUAUAGCGGAAGCUCUUACGUAGCUCUGCUCAGGAAACAAAAAGCGACAGUUUGGUCCGAUCGGGCGCAGCCAGAAGACCCCAGAAUGGCAGCAGCCCAGCGCGCCGCCAAGAUGCGCGCCGCGGUGGAAAUGAAUGGUGGCAGGAGGGUCGACAGCGACGGCGUGUCAUACAGCGGAGGUGGUCAGGGAACCGGGCGCACCGCUACUGGUCUUUCGUCCGUUGGUGGCAAGGUCGGUGCCAAAAUUCGCCAUCAUGGCAAGCCCGGCGUGGUAGGCUACACCCCGGAUAACAACUACGCCGCAGGCGUCGGUGGCGUUCCGCUGCGGUUGAGCGCCACCGAAGUCGAGGGUGAAGACAGCGACGAAGACGACUACAACAGCCCGAUGUCGAGGAAUAUGGCACACCACCGAAGGACAGGCAGCUCAGGGCGCUCCAGCACGGCCUCGGGACGUCUGCGGCAUCAGCAGUCGCAACCAGGCGGCAGCCUCACGUACCGGACCUCUGGUCGUCUCGGAUCAAUGGGCAGCGCCGCCGGUCGGCGUUGGUCACCAGGCGACACGCCGGAGCGGACCGGGAGUCUCGUGGAAAACGAGCAAUCGCGCAUGUCGACCAUGGCCUCUACGAAUUACCCCGCCGAUGAAACUCGCAGCUUUGCCAGUGGCAGCAGUGCAGAGCGCGCCGACGCGGUCCCUGACAUGGCUGCGCAGAACCGGGCCAAGAACAGCGCCCAGAACGCGGCCUUGACCAGGGAGAAGAGCGUCAAGACCGUCGACGAGCUCAAGAGGAGAGGCAGCGUCGACGAGAGGACCAUGACGUUGACGGGAAGCGCUGGUAGGCUGUUCAUCGCUAAUCCUGACUGA